Molecule: messenger RNA, 2264 nt
Organism: Sarcophilus harrisii (Tasmanian devil)
Lineage: Eukaryota; Metazoa; Chordata; Mammalia; Dasyuromorphia; Dasyuridae
Gene: NEIL2
Product: nei like DNA glycosylase 2
Exons: 6
Coding region: 280-1299 (339 amino acids)
Biological process (GO): base-excision repair
Cellular component (GO): nucleus
Molecular function (GO): zinc ion binding; damaged DNA binding; DNA N-glycosylase activity
Source: RefSeq, a predicted model, not a curated record
AAAAAAAGAAAAGAAAAAAAGACGAUUUAGGCUGGGGAAAGGAAAACGCUUCUCUUUACUUAAAGAGAUAUCCCCGAGAAGAAUCGAAAGUCCCUGAAAAGUGCCUAAAACUUCCCCUCUCCGGGAGGCUCCCCGCCAAAGCUUGAAAGAUCAUUAGAUGACAACUUCUUACUGGUUACUGGAACCCCUUAGGUCCAGUUCCACCUCAGUUUUGCGAGUUCUGGAACCCUGGACCCGCCAGCUGCCUCUCUGGGAUUUCAAGUGGACUUCUAUAAGGGAAUGCCAGAAGGGCCAUCUCUGAGGAAGUUCCACCAGUUGGUGGCUCCAUUUGUAGGGCAAUUGGUGGUCAAGGUAGGGGGCAAUAGUAAGAAGAUGGACCCCAACAUGCUAGAAAUGCUUCGGCUUCAGGACUCACAGGUCCAUGGAAAGAAUUUAUAUCUUAACUUUGGCCUAGGUAAAGACCUGGAACCUCCUAACAGUUUGCAGUUGCCAAAGCAUCUUCAAAAGGAAGUGAACCUGCCAAAGAAGACAAAUAAUCAUAAAUUUGAAUCUACCUCAAGGCUAGGUGGACAAGAAGUUCCUAGUUCAUCUUCAGACAUUAAAGCAUCUGAGCUUGGGGAAAAAGAAAAGGAUUCUGUUAAUGAACCUUGGUGGCUGAAUACUCCCAUAAAUUCUGAGCCUUGGCUUUGCUUCCAUUUUGGUUUGUUUGGUAGUGUUCGGGCAAAUGAAUUAUCCAGAGCUACAAAAGCCAACAAGAGAGGAGACUGGAAGGAUCCCUCACCCAGGUUGGUUCUACACUUUGAAAAAGGCUUCCUGGCAUUUUACAAUUGUCAGAUGUACUGGUGCUUGGGACCAGUGGUCAAACCAACUUCAGAUAUCCUAUCUGAGCAGUUUGAUCGAAGACAAGCCUUGGAAGCUUUGAAACAGGCUAACCCUGUCUGUUAUACUCUUCUGGAUCAAAGAUACUUUUCAGGCCUGGGAAACAUCAUUAAGAAUGAAGUUUUGUACUUGGCUAGAAUCCAUCCCCUCUCUUUGGGUUCUUGCUUAACUUCUUUGAACCUUGAGUCUUUGCUGGACCAUGUUGUGAGUUUCAGUGUUGGUUGGCUGCAGAAAAAAUUGGAGGGGAAACCACAACACUAUCUGAUCUACCAGAAAGAGCAGUGCCCUGCUGGACACCAGAUCAUGAAGGAUAGCUUUGGGCCUCCAAAUGGUUUUCAGAGACUCACCUGGUGGUGCCCCAAUUGCCAACUCAAGGUGGUAUCAGAAGAGCCUAAUGAAGUUCAGAUUACUCAGGAGUAGCUUCCAUAAUAUAAUACUUUGUAAAAAGAUAUUCCCUUUGCCUUUUCCUUUGGUGUUGGUUGAUCUAUAUGUUACAUUGGGUGGGGUUUGUAGAGAAGGGAACAGAAGAAAGUUCAGAAGAAGAUAGAGACAAUAAAAAGACAGUUUUGAAAGUAAAAAUGGAAUUAUUACACUUUUAAAGAAAGCAAGUGGUCUUCAAUGUCCAUUUAUAUUUUCACACAAUUUUUUUUUGUAUUCUCUACAUGAAAAAAUAUAUAUAUAUUUAGUAUUUCAGAAUAAAAAGAUAAAUGGGAUAGGGUUUAUUCAAGAAGUUUCUAAGGCAUUUGGGUCCCCUUUUCUUGAGAAUUUUCCUUUUUUGAAAUGUCAAUGGUUAAUAAAGGGUGCAGACUAUUGGCUCCAAAACAACAAUGCUUUUUGUAUGUAAAAGUUUUAUGUUAAGAAAAAUGCCUUACUAGUUUUUCAUAUUUCAGUUUCACUCUUAAAAAAAGAAAGGAAUAUCUUUUGACAAUAGCUAAAGAGAAAAAUCUCCUGGGGUCAAAGUUCUGCUACAGACAUUUGCAAAAUCAUCUGUGAAUCUAACAGAUGCAUUUGUUGAAGUAUUUUCUUUUUGAUCAUUCUAGGUAUAAUAGAGGUAGAAACACCAAGCUGUAGGUUAGAGGAGCUCUGGGUUUCGAGGAUGAAGGUAGCAUACCAUAGUUAGAGAGCUCUUAUUUCUUUGAGAUUUUUUUUUUCCUGAAGUUAUUUAAAUAUUAAAAUGUUAAUCACUUUGAGAGGGAUCUUCAUAAAAAUUAUCUCAUACUGAUACUGAAGCACAAAAAUAAAACUACCCUUUGCUAACUGACUAUUUUGUUUUUUUUCCAAUAAAACUUGAAGGCAGUGUUGUGUGUAACUUGAAUUCCAAAGUGACUUGUGUUCUAACCUUAUUUUAACCUUGAAUCCCUUAUUUCUUUUCCCUCAUUUAAAAA